Molecule: messenger RNA, 2606 nt
Organism: Dothidotthia symphoricarpi CBS 119687
Lineage: Eukaryota; Fungi; Ascomycota; Dothideomycetes; Pleosporales; Dothidotthiaceae
Exons: 2
Coding region: 226-2469 (747 amino acids)
Biological process (GO): carbohydrate metabolic process
Source: RefSeq, a predicted model, not a curated record
CCCACCAUAGCGACAAUGCGCCGCCAUCGCACUAGAUUCUCUCUUAUUAUUCUAAGAUCGUCUGCAACCCUGCAUGCCUCUGGUGCGAUUUAAUAUACGGGACUCUGCGCCACUGCAAAAACUACGAUAACAGCUGCGCCCGCCCACCUGCUCCCUCUCCAAGUUGCCCCACUGCGAACCCUUUCGAAAGGGCGAUUACGCAAGUUUCAUACUCACAUACUCACAAUGAAUGCGCAAAAUGUAUCGAGCGCCUCUGCUCCUUCAGGCGACAGGUUAAAGCUUGUGAACAGAUUAAACGAGAGCCGCAGUCCGUAUGUGCGCGGACACAUGAACAACCCGGUCGCAUGGCAGAUCUGGGGACCAGAAGCUCUCGAGCUGGCGAAGAAAUCGAACAAGUUGAUUUUCAUCAGCAUAGGUUAUGCGGCCUGCCACUGGUGUCACGUCAUGGAGCGCGAAUCGUUUGAGAAUCAAGAGGUCGCGAAUCUGCUCAACGAGAACUUCAUACCGAUCAAGAUUGAUCGCGAAGAGCGUCCAGACAUAGAUCGCAUUUACAUGAACUAUGUUCAAGCAACAACAGGGUCGGGUGGAUGGCCGUUGAACGCGUUCAUCACACCAGAUUUGGAGCCAAUAUUUGGAGGCACGUACUGGCCAGGUCCAGGAUCGACCAUGGCUAUGGGGGACCAUAUUGGGUUUGUUGGGAUACUGGAGAAGCUGCGAGAUGUAUGGAAGAAUGAGCGACAGAGGUGUCUUGAAUCGGCAAAGGAGAUCACUGCGCAACUCCGAGACUUCGCAGAGGACGGCAAUAUUAGCAGAAAGGACGGCGCAGACCACGACGGCCUCGAGCUAGAACUGCUGGACGAGGCUUUUGAGCACUUCAAGAACAAGUACGACACCAAAUACGCAGGCUUUGGUGGCGCGCCCAAGUUUCCCACACCUUCCAACCUCGCCUUCCUCCUCAAGCUGUCCCAAUACCCAAGUGCAGUUGCCGAUGUCAUUGGCGCGAAAGACUGCACACACGCGAAAGACAUGGUUCUGGCAACGUUGGACGCGAUGCACAAGGGCGGCAUACAUGAUCAGAUAGGCAGAGGGUUUUCCCGGUACUCGGUCACCCAGGACUGGAGCCUUCCCCACUUCGAAAAGAUGCUCUACGACCAGACACAACUUUUGCCUGUAUACCUUGAUGCCUACCUCACAACAAAAAACCCCGAGUUUCUCUCCGCUAUCCACGACAUCGCGACAUACCUUAUCAGCCCGCCAAUGCAUGCCGAAAAUGGUGGGUUCUAUUCGUCGGAAGAUGCAGACUCGCUGUAUCGACCCACAGAUAAGGAGAAACGAGAGGGCGCCUUCUAUGUGUGGACAUUGAGAGAGUUCCACGACAUACUAGGGGAUCGAGACGCUGAAAUCCUUGCGCGAUAUUACAAUGUUUUCGAUGAAGGCAAUGUGGCCCCUGCACACGAUGCACACGAUGAACUGAUCGACCAGAAUGUAUUAGCAGUUACCACUACCAUACCGGAUUUGGCGAAACAAUUUGCCCUUUCUGAACAGGAAGUCGGAACGAUCCUCUCUGGAGGCCGGCGCAAGCUGCUCGAGCACAGGAACAAGGAGCGACCACGGCCAGCUUUGGACGACAAGAUAGUCGUAUCAUGGAACGGCCUUGCCAUUGGCGCUUUGGCUCGGACAGCCGCUUCUCUCUCAUUACAAGACCCAACACAGUCGAAAGCAUACCUCACCGCAGCUGAACAAGCUGCUUCUUUUAUCAACAAAGAACUGUACAACUCGCAGACAAAAACACUGACACGCGUCUACCGCGAAGGUCCUGGCGACGCGCCUGGUUUUGCUGACGACUACGCUUACCUGAUUUCCGGUCUUAUCGACAUAUACGGAGCCACCUUCAACGAGUCCUUUCUCCAAUGGGCCGACGACCUGCAACAAACACAGAUUAAGCUCUUCUGGGACAAAGAGCACCUCGGCUUCUUCUCCACACCUGAAGACCAGAAAGAUCUCAUUAUGCGGUUGAAAGAUGGCAUGGACAAUGCGGAACCUGGUACAAAUGGCGUUUCAGCACGGAAUCUAGAUCGCCUGGGUGCACUAUUGGAGGAUGAAGAGUAUGUGAAGAAAGCCAGGGAAACGGCCAGUGCGUUUGAAGCGGAGAUCAUGCAGCACCCGUUUCUGUUCCCGAGUAUGAUGGAUGCUGUUGUUGUUGGGAGACUCGGGAUGAGACAUGUUGUUCUUACUGGGGAAGGAAAGAAGGUGGAGGAGUGGCUGAGGAGGUAUCGGGAGAGGCCGGCGGGUUUGGGGACAAUUAGUAGAGUCGGCAAAGGUGAGGGUGGGUGGCUAAAGCAGAGGAAUCCGUUGGUGAGGAGCAUGGAUGCCGGACGGGAGGGUGUCAUGGUUUGUGAAGGUGGGUCGUGCAGGGACGGGUUGGAGCUGGAUAUGGGGAGUGUCGGGCAGGUCGUUGCUCAGAUUUAAGGAUCUAAGGUUUAGAGACAGAUAAUUGUAGAGCAGAGGCGGGAUGUACUUUUGAGAUGCUUCCACCUGGACAAAAGAAAGUAAAACAUGUCUUGUAUGUAUUAAACGGUUGUAUGUUAUCCAAUAGCUGUCACGAC